Echinostoma caproni is the source of this 411-nucleotide messenger RNA. Lineage: Eukaryota; Metazoa; Platyhelminthes; Trematoda; Plagiorchiida; Echinostomatidae. The record is from the annotation of a GenBank genome assembly.
CGCCCCGUGCACGAUCAGAGUCUGUGGCGAUCAGCCUAUACACGCGUUCUCAACAGUUGUGAUCCGUGGGAAAAACUCAAACUGGACCGAUUGCCGAUCGAGGUUGCGCAACGCUAUCGGUACAAUGCAGUGAAAAAGAAGUGGGUCGAGGACACGGUUCAAAUCCGUAUGGAGGAACAGUCGUUCAGCCGUGGAGCAAUGCGUGAAUGUUUCCGAGCCAAAAAGUUGUCCAACUUCUCACUGAGCAAUGACUGGUCCCACGCUUCCAAUUUGGUCGCAAAGCGUUACAUCGAUUCGGUCGACUCAAAUGUCUACUUUGAUGAUGUGCGCUUGCAAAUGGAUGCGAAAUUAUGGGGUGAAGAAUUCAGUCGUCAACCGGCCAUAGCCAGAAAGCUUCGAACUCUACCGUGA